Asparagus officinalis (garden asparagus) is the source of this 2016-nucleotide messenger RNA. RefSeq lists its product as uncharacterized. The record is from RefSeq and is a predicted model, not a curated record. The transcript has a single exon. Lineage: Eukaryota; Viridiplantae; Streptophyta; Magnoliopsida; Asparagales; Asparagaceae. Bases 1 to 2016 code for a protein of 671 amino acids.
AUGAGGAAUAUUCCUGACAAGUCAUGGAUAGAUAUCCCUAGGAGUGAACAGUUUCGUGAUCAACGUUAUGUCGAUGGAUGUGAAGCCUUCAUGAAGUAUGCCGAAAUGAACCCAAAAAAUUUAAGUAGCGGUGCAAUGUACUACCCCUGUUAUAGGUGUAAGAAUAUGAAGCUGAAAAAUAAAGAUGAAAUACGAAGUCACUUAGCAAACUCUGGUUUUUACGAGGAAUAUAAAUACUGGUCCUAUCACGGGGAAGGUCGUACCGAAGAUGAAGUCCCGGAUGUGCAUGUCGAUACCAGUCAUGGUGUCAGGAUAGAUGAUACAGAAGUAAAUUUACAAACUGAUAUCGGACCCGACCAUACCGAAUAUGAUAUUAACAAUGACAAUGAAGAUGAUAUCAUAGUUGAUGUCCAAGAUGCUCAUGCUCCUAAGGACUUGGAUCGUAUAAUGAAACUACUAGAGGAUAGUGAAAAUGAUCUGUAUGAGGGUUGCACCGACUACUCCAGAUUUUCAUUUAUCUUGGAGCUUUUACAUAUUAAGAGCCUCAGUGGAAUGGCAAAUACUUAUUUCAAAAUGCUUCUUGAUUUGCUGCGGAAGGUGGUUCUAGGAGGAGAGCGUAGCAUUCCUAAAACAACUUAUGCGGCAAAGCAAAUAGUUUCCGAUUUAGGGCUUGAUUACAAUAAGAUUGAUGCGUGUCCCAAUGAUUGUAUUCUCUACUACAAGGAUAAUAAAGACCUUCAGGCAUGCCCUACAUGUGGAGUUUCUCGAUGGAAACAACAAACCCGCUCUUCAACAAGGCAGCCAACAGAGUCAAUGUCCCAGCAGAGCAUGAUUCCAGCUAAGGUGCUUCGUCAUUUCCCGUUAGUUUCCAGAUUACAACGUCUGUAUAUGAACAAAGACACUGCUAAGAACAUGAGGUGGCACAAAGAAGAUCGUAUAGAAGAUGGUAAGCUGAGACAUCCAGCUGAUGCAGAGGCUUGGAAGCAUAUUGAUAAGACUUUUCCCAAUUUUGCUCAUGAAUGCAGAAAUGUCAGACUUGGGCUUUCUAGCGACGGAUUCAAUCCGUUCGGGGUUAUGAGUUUAGGUUGGUCUACAUUUUCAGUUGUCUUAAUGCCAUAUAAUUUACCCCCACUGCUUUGUAUGAAACAACCGUAUAUGAUACUCUCAUUACUGAUACCGGGUAAGCAUGCACCGGGUAAUGAUAUUGAUGUCUACUUAGAGCCCUUAAUUGAUGAGCUAAAACAGUUAUGGUCGGAGGGUAUGUUGAUAUAUGAUGCCCAUGCUAAAGAGUCAUUUAGACUUCGUGCUAUCCUAAUGUGGAUAAUUAAUGAUUUUUCAGCUUAUGCUAAUCUUUCUGGUUGGUCGACAAAAGGCAAGUUUGCUUGUCCAAUAUGUGGCCCAGAAUUUGAAGGCCUUCACUUACCAUAUAGUCGAAAGUGUUGUUAUUGGUUCAACAGGAGAUGGUUGCCCUCGGGGCACAAAUACAGAAAAUUGAGCAAUAAAUUUGACGGCACUGUUGAGACUAGGAAUAAACCACGUCAAAUGACCGGUGCUGAUAUUGUAAAGUUGCUUGAGCAUCUACCUAAUAUUAGAUUUGGUAAGAACCGACAUUCUAAGUAUGACUCACUCAAAGCUAGAGGCUCCUGCAAAAAGAAAAAGACACUGAAGAGGAAGAGAGCAUUCCAACGAGCACAUGUUGAUAAUGGAGUUGAUAAAUUACCAAAGGGAUGGAGUAAAUUCAGUAUCUUCUUCCAGCUGUCAUACUGGCAAAAGCUUAAAAUCAGGCAUAACUUGGAUGUCAUGCAUAUUGAGAAAAAUAUUUGUGACAACAUAGUUUCAACCCUCCUUCAAGAUCCUAAUAAGUCAAAGGAUGACCUAAGGGCUCGUCAAGACUUAGCUCCGUUGAAUAUUCGAGAAGAUUUGCAAGCACGAGAUGUUGGACUUAAAAAAAACAUAAGCCUUCCUCUCGUGUUACGAUGUCGACAGAGCAGAUGCAGAGAUUUUGCGAGGUCCUGA